Molecule: messenger RNA, 1719 nt
Organism: Paramisgurnus dabryanus
Lineage: Eukaryota; Metazoa; Chordata; Actinopteri; Cypriniformes; Cobitidae
Product: protein CLN8-like
Biological process (GO): lipid homeostasis; nervous system development; phospholipid metabolic process
Cellular component (GO): endoplasmic reticulum; membrane
Molecular function (GO): ceramide binding
Source: RefSeq, a predicted model, not a curated record
GUCACGUGAUUGUGUGGUCUGUUGUGUUGCGGAAUGUGAGCUGCAAACACAAUAAUAAUUUUAUAGUUUAGCUGUAUGCCAAGUUGGAAAUAAUAUGAUUGUAGACGUUUAGCGGAAACGGAUUCCUUCGGUUUGAGUCUACAAAAGGUCACUACUUCAGCAUGGACUACUCAUCCCGGGAUGUUCAUGUGAGGAUCAUCACCCUGGGCUUCAUCUUUUACACUGUCGUGUUUCUCCUGUCCCACUUCAUAUCUAAACUGCUGUUUGUGACCUACCGCUCGCUGCCUGGCAAAGAAAAGUUUUUCUGGGAUUUAGCUGCGACUCGGGCAGUAUUCGGCAUCCAGAGCAUAAUAGCAGGGCUUCGAGCACUCUUGGAAGACUCUGCUGUACAUUCUGAUAAGAUCCUUGGGCAGGAAAACUGGUCAUGGUUCAACGUCCUGAUAGCUACUGGCUUUUUCCUAUUUGAAAACGUAGCUCUUCACUCAUCCAAUGUGGUGUUCUGGUCCUUUGAUCUGCCGUUAGCUGUGCACCACUUCUUUGCUCUGGCAGGGUUUGCUGGUGCAGUUGUGUGGGACUGGCUGGGUCAUUUUCUUCCUAUGGUGACCUUGCUGCUGGAAAUGAGCACACCCUUUACCUGCAUAUCCUGGAUGCUACUUAAGGCUGGCUGGUCGAAGACUCUUUUCUGGAAAGCUAAUCAGUGGAUGAUGAUCCACAUGUUUCACUGCCGAAUGGUUCUAUCCUACUAUAUGUGGUGGGUGUCCUGGAAUCAUUGGGAGGACAUGAAUACCCACAUCCCAUUGAUUCAGAGACUGUUGUUCUUUUUGGGACUUACCCUGCUCACCUUCUUUCUCAAUCCCAUGUGGACACAUAAGAAAACCUUACAGCUACUAAAACCAGUGGAUUGGAACUUUGUGAAAAAAACUCCACCAGAGAACAGACCCGUCAUAGAUGAGCCACAGCACAAACAUCAUUCCAGCUGAUUAACUGUUUUUAUGCGGGUAAUAUGAGCAAAUGGUAAUUUUUUUAUAGUUGUAUCGUCAAUCAUUGUUUGAAGGUUCAAGAAUUUAGGUUUAGUACUUUCAAAUUCGAGAUAAGGCACAUUUAGUUUGGUUUCUGUAUUUAGAUAGCUCUAACUCUAUAUUUUUAUUUGUGAUUUCAGGCUGUGGCUGAUGCAUGUUUCGUAUGUGUGUAACUUUUAACUGAAUGUGACAGUGGGAAAUGACCCUUGUGGGUUCUUUUUCAUCAACUUCCUGUUUAAGUUGGGUUGAAUAUCAUGAAAAUAGCUUAUUAUAUGUGUUUAUGUGACUGUUUAAAGCUGUUUUCUUUAUGCCUAGACAACAAUGAAAACUUCACCUUAGAAUGAUCAGACUUUGGUGUUCUUUUUCUUUUAAGAUCAUUUCUUUUACAUACUGUUUAGUGAUGCCCCAUAGCAGUAGGCUGUGUAAUUUAGUCAGAGGUGGAAAGAGUACUGAAAAUUUGUACUCAAGUACAAGUACAAGUAGUUGCUAAAAAAAUACUCAAUUACAAGUAAAAGUACUGGUGUUAAAAAUGUACUUAAGUAAAAGUACAAAGUACCCCUCUUAAAAACUACUCAAGUUCAAAUUACUUUUUAGCCGGUGAUAUUUAUUGAAUAAACAUUAAAUCCAUUGAAUGAAAUCAGAGAUAUGAAUGGAUUAAAAACAGGCAAUUUGUGUUUUAUACGAAUAAACACAUAGUACA